Sphaeramia orbicularis (orbiculate cardinalfish) is the source of this 1517-nucleotide messenger RNA. It is a transcript of the gene fhl5, whose product is annotated as four and a half LIM domains 5. Gene Ontology annotation, molecular function: transcription coregulator activity. NCBI's taxonomy places the organism in Eukaryota, Metazoa, Chordata, Actinopteri, Kurtiformes, Apogonidae. The transcript has 5 exons. The record is from RefSeq and is a predicted model, not a curated record. Bases 197 to 1042 code for a protein of 281 amino acids. Gene Ontology annotation, cellular component: Z disc; nucleus.
UCUUCUUCUUUUUUCUCCAGAUUCUUUUGAAACAGGGGGAGAAUUGCUUGGCCUCCUUGAUCAUCUGAGGACAGGAGGGACACAUUUCCUGGACUGUUACAGAGAAUUUUCUAUCUCUCCUACAUGUAUUUUUCUUUAUUAUCCAAUUUUCUUCUUACUGCUUCCUUUGACCUGCAGCUAAGAAAAGCAAACAACAAUGUCCACCAGCGAGCGUUUUGACUGCCAUUACUGCAAAGACUCCCUGCUGGGGAAGAAGUACAUAAUGAAAGAGGACACGCAGUACUGCACUAAGUGCUAUGAGAACCUGUUUGCAAACUGCUGUGAGGGCUGCUCUUUACCCAUUGGCUGCAACUCUAAGGACCUGUCCUACAAAGAUCGCCACUGGCAUGAGCAGUGCUUUAAGUGUGCCAAGUGUAGCCGCUCUCUGGUGGAAAAGGCAUUUGCGGCCAAAGAUGAUUUGUUGCUCUGCACCGAGUGCUACGCCCAUGAUUACUCCUCCAAGUGCACCACCUGCAAGAAAACCGUCAUGCCAGGUUCCCGCAAAAUGGAAUACAAGGGGAACAGCUGGCAUGAGACCUGCUUCCUGUGCCACCGCUGUCAGCAGCCAAUAGGAACCAAGUCCUUCAUCCCCAAAGACACCGGCUACUUCUGUGUGCCCUGCUUUGAGAAGCAGUUUGCCUACCAGUGCUGUGCUUGUAAGAAGGCCAUCACAACAGGUGGAGUGACCUAUCAGGAUAAGCCCUGGCAUCGGGAGUGUUUCCUAUGCAUCGGCUGCAGAAAGCAGCUGUCAGGACAACGCUUCACCUCCAGGGAAAAUUACCCAUACUGCCUUGAAUGUUUCAGCAACCUGUAUGCAAAGAAGUGCGUGGGCUGCACCAAAGCCAUUACCAGUCUGGCAGGAGCCAAGUACAUCUCGUUUGAGGAGCGUCAGUGGCACAGUGAGUGUUUCACCUGCAUGCAGUGCUCUGUGUCGCUGGUUGGACGUGGAUUCCUCACCCAACGUGACAACAUCUUGUGCACCGACUGCGGCAGAGAGAAGUGACCUCAUCAAGGGGUCAUGGCUUCAUCCAAAUACCAAGAGCUCAGCCUGAUAUAGAUCCAUGAGGAUUCCUUUAUAGCACGCCUGAUAAACAAACCCUGAAUGUCAAAUGCUUAUUUUGGUGUUUUAAGGUUCUCUUACACUGCCCACACACACACAAACUCACAUUGUUUAUGCAUACUAACUGCAAUAUUUCCAUAAAGAUAAACAUAAUGUAUCUUUAAUGUUAGGGCGCCAUAUGUGCCAGCACCAAUGGAUGCUUCUUUGUUUCUUGAGGCUUUUACCAUAAUGAAAAAUUCAUGUUUUUUUUUCCUUCACAUGCUUUUAUUUCUGACAAGGGGGAAAUAACGUUGUGAAUAAAUCCUUCUCUCUGACCUUCAUUAUAAUAAGUAUUUUAACUGUAUAUAAUACAUAACAGUGUUUGGAUAAAAAUGUAUUCAGACAAAACAAAUAAUUGCUGCAUGUUUUAAGUUCUAUU